AUGGAUGUGAUUGGACCGAUAGGACCAAAAGCAUCGAAUGAUCACAGUUUCAUCUUGGUGGCCAUUGAUUAUUUUACAAAGUGCGUGGAAGCAUUAACUUUCAAGUCAGUGACCAAGAAGGUCUUGGUGGAUUUCAUCCAUUUCAACAUCAUCUGUAAGUUUGGUAUUCCAAAGGUGAUUAUAACUGAUAACGCCGCAAAUCUUAACAACCACUUCAUGCAGGAGGUAUGCUACCAGCUUAAGAUUGAGCAUCGUAAUUUGACUUUGUAUCGCCCAAAAGAAAAUGGGGUUUUACAAGCUGCUAUCACAAAUAUAAAAAUGAUACUUCUCCGUACGUUAGUGGGCGCUACCCCAUAUUCACUAGUAUACGAGACUGAGGCUGUUAUACCUGCAGAGAUUGAGAUCCCAUCUUUACGAAUUAUCGUGGAUGCUGAAAUUGAUGAUGAUGAGUGGAUAAAAACUCAGUUAGAGCAAUUAAGUUUGAUUUGUAAGAAGCGUCUUACAUCAGUAUAUCAUGGACAAUUAUAUCAGAAACGAAUGGCACGAGCAUACAACAAAAAGGUGCGUCCUAAACAUUUUGAAGAGGGUCAAUUAGUGUUGAGACGCAUUUUGACACAUCAUGCCUUAACCAAAGGCAAAUUUUCUCAAAAUUGGAAAGGACCAUUCGUUGUUAAAAGGGUAUUACCCAAUGGCUCUCUUUACAUAGUAGAUAUAGAAGGCAAAGUGAUACAAAUAAUCGUCAAUGCUGAUGAUGUGAAAUGA
Messenger RNA from Solanum lycopersicum (tomato), 762 nucleotides. The record is from RefSeq and is a predicted model, not a curated record. Lineage: Eukaryota; Viridiplantae; Streptophyta; Magnoliopsida; Solanales; Solanaceae.